Chrysoperla carnea is the source of this 378-nucleotide messenger RNA. RefSeq names its product probable small nuclear ribonucleoprotein G (gene SNRPG). Gene Ontology annotation, cellular component: U1 snRNP; U5 snRNP; P granule. NCBI's taxonomy places the organism in Eukaryota, Metazoa, Arthropoda, Insecta, Neuroptera, Chrysopidae. The coding region runs from base 99 to 329 and encodes 76 amino acids. Gene Ontology annotation, molecular function: RNA binding. Gene Ontology annotation, biological process: mRNA splicing, via spliceosome; spliceosomal snRNP assembly. The transcript is spliced from 3 exons. The record is from RefSeq and is a predicted model, not a curated record.
GUGAACUGGCGAUAGCUUCAUUAUAAACCAUUACAAUACAACACCAAAACCAAUUUUUAAUUGAUAAAAUAAUUUUUUCAUAAAAUUUUGAUUUUAAAAUGUCAAAAGCACACCCACCUGAAUUAAAAAAAUUCAUGGAUAAGAAAUUAUCACUGAAAUUAAACGGUGGUCGUCAUGUGAUUGGAAUUUUACGAGGAUUUGAUCCUUUUAUGAAUUUAGUUGUGGAUGAUACUAUUGAAGAAUGCAAAGAUGGAUCAAAAAAUAUGAUUGGAAUGGUUGUAAUACGAGGGAAUAGCAUUAUUUUACUAGAAGCUCUGGAUAGGAUUUAGCAUUAAUUAAGUUUAAAUUUAUUAAGAAUACUUGUAAAUUAAUUUAAGA